AUGUGGAACACAUUGGCUUUGAUUGCCUUGACUGCUGCAUUCUUAACUGCAGAUGCACGCGAGAUUAGUUUCCCACCCCUUUCCGGAUUUACCUCGGAUCAAGCUGCAAUGGGUAUACUGUCCCCAGAUAUCACUCAAGCCAAGUUUGGGGGCCUGACGACAUAUGCGAAUCUGCCUUACGUACAUUGUCUAGCCCAAGAGAGCGAAGAUGCUGAGAAGUUCGACAUCGCAGUUUUGGGUGCUCCGUUCGAUACUGCAAUCACAGCACGUCCCGGAGCGCGGUUCGGGUCGAGUGGUAUCCGGCGUGGCUCGCAAAGGAUAGCACCUCACACAGCUUGGAGCAUAUACACAGGACAGAACAUAUUUACCGACUGGGCCAAAAUCGUAGAUUGUGGAGAUGCACCAUUAACCUUCCUUGACAACACCGUCGCCUUGAAACAGCUUGACAAAGCGCACAAAGUGAUUUCGGCAAGGAAGACCAAUUCAAGCGACUUCACUGUUCCACGCAUUGUAACACUUGGUGGAGACCACACUACCACACUUUCAGCUUUACGAUCGACGAGCGGGCAUUGGGGCCCAGUCAGUGUCAUCCACUUUGACUCACACAUAGAUACCUGGGAUCCAGAAGUGCUUGGCGGAGGCAUCUCUCAUUACGCAGGUGUCAACCAUGGAACGUUUUUGCACAUUGCUCACGAGGAAGGCUUAAUCCGUAACACAUCCAUUCACGCCGGAAUCCGAGCACCAGUUAUUCGUCCUAAGGGCGACGUGCGUAAUGACGUUAGGUGCGGCUUCGAGAUGAUACGAGCACGGGAUAUCGAUCGUUUAGGCGUAUCAGGUGUUAUUGAAGCCUUGAAGAAGCGGGUGGCCGGAACAAAAGUCUAUAUCAGCGUGGAUAUAGAUGUUCUGGACCCAGCCUUCGCACCCGCUACGGGUACCGCUGAGGUUGGAGGAUGGACCACCCGCGAGCUUCUGUCCAUUCUUGAUGGCCUUGAAGGACUGGAGCUCGUGGGAGCUGAUGUUGUGGAAGUUGCGCCAAUUUAUGACAAUCCAGGAGAGACGACAGUGUUGGCUGCUGCCGAAGUCGUUCUUUCGCUACUCACGUUGAUGGUCAAUAAGCCUGUACAGGCAGAGAUAUGA
Molecule: messenger RNA, 1137 nt
Organism: Ascochyta rabiei
Lineage: Eukaryota; Fungi; Ascomycota; Dothideomycetes; Pleosporales; Didymellaceae
Product: Agmatinase
Exons: 10
Coding region: 1-1137 (378 amino acids)
Molecular function (GO): agmatinase activity; metal ion binding
Source: RefSeq, a predicted model, not a curated record